Medioppia subpectinata is the source of this 946-nucleotide messenger RNA. NCBI's taxonomy places the organism in Eukaryota, Metazoa, Arthropoda, Arachnida, Sarcoptiformes, Oppiidae. The record is from the annotation of a GenBank genome assembly.
ACUGUUUCAUUAAUUGAUUUCUUCACCACAAAGACUAUCAAUCAGUUUCUGAUCAACAAAUCAAGUGUUCAAUUGAGACGAGUCUUAAGCCAUGCAUUACUACAGAGUCUUACUCUCUGUUACUCAUCUCAGGACUCCGGUAUUGGUCUCGCUAUCGAUGGUCGGCGCCAACCGCUGGCGGCGACACAACCGGACGGACGACAGACCACUAGCGGCGGACUUACAGCCAAAGUACUUGUUUGGGUCACUCGGCACGGGAUGGCCGGCGGUGUCGGGCCUAAGACAGGCUCGUAUGGAGGAACCGUCCGGUCUUAUUAGACAGGCCUUCAAGGGUUUGGUAGCCGUUGAACAGCGCGUAUACGAGGGCGCUGUACCAGAGACUGCGCCGACCGCAGAGCCGGCCAAACCAUAUAAGAUACUGAGCACCGGCACCGGGUUUAUAGUGAAAACGGAUAGAAUGAAUUACGUGGUGACCACCGCCCGGGCCGUAGGCAACGCUAAGUACGUGAUUGUGGGCACCGCCGACAGCAACAAGUGCGCCUGGUGUCACGUCAGGUACCGGGAGCCCGAGUUGGACAUGGCUUUGGUCGAGUGCCCGGACAUCCAAGCCGUUCAACCCAUGGACUUUGUGGCCGACAAAGUAAUACAAGAUUUGCUGCCAACGCGCGAUGUGCUACAGGUGUACAGCGGGCAGUACAACAUUGCCACCGCCGGCGUAGUCAGCUGUGCGAACCGCACCGGCGCCCAGAUCACCAAGAUUGGCAAGAAGUACGGCUUUAUCACACCCAAAACGAGUUACAUACAGCACACGGCAAAUAUUCCCUUUGACUCCUAUGGCGGCCCACUAUUGGACGCCGUCGACGGCAAAGUGUUGGGCAUGUCUUUCUACCUACAGCUGGUCGACAACGUGACCCUGUAUUUCGCGAUACCCAGCAAUGAGAUCCGC